Talaromyces marneffei is the source of this 267-nucleotide messenger RNA. RefSeq lists its product as uncharacterized. The record is from RefSeq and is a predicted model, not a curated record. The transcript is spliced from 3 exons. Bases 1 to 267 code for a protein of 88 amino acids. NCBI's taxonomy places the organism in Eukaryota, Fungi, Ascomycota, Eurotiomycetes, Eurotiales, Trichocomaceae.
AUGGAAGUCCUGACAGAGUGGACGACUCAGUGGAGGCAGAUGAUUUGCUUCGGCAUCUUGGCAAAACGUUAUUCCGGCUGGCUUAUCAGUCCGUAUCCACUAGUCAGAAUUGACUCUGUACGGAUGGCGUCGUAUGCACAUCUCCGGUUCGGAUAUCGUGUUGAUCUGUCUGAUCGUGUUUACCAGGACAGAGCAUCACGACGACCACUUGCCAGAAGCAGCCUGUCUCCCAACACCACCACCCAACACGAAUUUACGACAGAGUAG